Molecule: messenger RNA, 2431 nt
Organism: Myripristis murdjan (pinecone soldierfish)
Lineage: Eukaryota; Metazoa; Chordata; Actinopteri; Holocentriformes; Holocentridae
Gene: dazl
Product: deleted in azoospermia-like
Exons: 10
Coding region: 139-807 (222 amino acids)
Biological process (GO): 3'-UTR-mediated mRNA stabilization; positive regulation of translational initiation
Cellular component (GO): cytoplasm
Molecular function (GO): translation activator activity; mRNA 3'-UTR binding
Source: RefSeq, a predicted model, not a curated record
ACAAAAAAAAAAGGCGCACACGCUGCUGGUGGUUUGCGGUGUGAAGUGGGGUGUAUUCACAGCUAACUUCCAACUUCAGAUAGAAACAUUGUCAUUAUUAACUUCAGACUACCGACCUGUUCGGUAUAGCAUAGCUCAAUGGGUUGCACGUCGAAGGAUAUCCAGCAACAAAGGAGCAGCUUUCAUGGGUCCCCUUCACCAAGGCUGGCAAAUGGUUACAUUCUACCUGAGGGCAAACUGACUCCCAACACACUUUUUGUUGGUGGGAUUGACAUGAAGGUGGAUGAAAAUGAAAUCCGAGACUUCUUUGCAAGGUUUGGUGCUGUAAAGGAAGUAAAAAUCAUCACUUACCGAGGGGGAAUUUGCAAAGGGUACGGGUUUGUGUACUUCAGUGAAGACGUCAAUGUCCAGACAAUCAUUGAGCAACAGAUCAGUUUCAAGGGACGGAAACUCAAGUUGGGCCCUGCCAUCAUGAAAGAAAGGAGCCCUCGGUCUUUGCCACCUCGCCUGGUUGGUCCGGCUCCCUGGAUGAGCCCCACCCCCUACAUCUACUGCGCCUGCUGCUCGCCUGUGGGAGGGGGCAUGGCACAACCCCCACCCCUGCUCAAUGGAGGAAACCCCUACUCUCAGCCUUACUCCUAUUCCAGCUUUGCAGGAGUCAUGAUCCCGCAGAUGCCCAUGAACUACGCACAGAAUACCUACGCCUACCAGUACACUCCUCCUCACUGGACUGUGGAUCAGAGCACACGGCCUGUCAAUCAGAGCUUUGUGGACUGUGGAGUCCAGACUUUGCUGACUGUGCUGUAGUCCACAGCCCACUGAGCCAGGGUUGGCUCCAAUGAGUCCAGAGACAGAUGACGUCCAGGACAACUGGAAGCAACACAAGACUUGCCGCAGUGUUUUCAGAACGCCCUCCUGUCAUCUCCUUCCCUACCUUUUUGAGACCCAUUUUAACACACAGACUGCGGCCACUCGCCAUCAUCACUUCUACUUGAUUGGUCACGGUCCCAUCCAAUCAUGGCCAUGAUUGGAUGGGACAACAGUCUUGUGGUUGAACCACUUUUAAGCCUCAUGGAUCACAGCUGGUCACACUGAAAGAAGAGCACCCUCACUGCACUAGCCAAUAGGAGGGCUCACCAUUUCUCCUUGUUUUUCUUUUUUGUCUUUUGUUAAUUAUUCUAAGCCAAGAUUUGAAGAGACUUUUAAGGUCACACUCUGUACCUAUUUAUAUUUUAUGUUUUAUUAUUUAUGUUGGAAUUAUUUUAAAUGUUUGGUGGGGAUUUCUGUCCUCUGCAAAGGCUCUCUGUACUAGAACAUACAUAGACACACACACAUAAAUAUAUAUAUAUAUGUGUGUGUGUGUGUGUGUGUGUGUAUAUACACACACAUACACACAUCUUCUGAUUAAGAAACUUCAUUAACUCAUCCUAUGUAACUCAUCCUAUGUGGCACAAUGGCACUUGGUCACCACAUGUUUUCGAGCACUCUUUAUUGUGUGCUCUUUAUUUUAUUUCACUGGGUGUCACCUAAGUUGGUAAAUUGACUUAAUUCCAAUUUUGCCACCUUCUUUUAGUUUGUCAUCAGCAUCACUGAAUUCCUGUCUGUCCUGGUCAAACACCUGAGUUUCAGUUUGAGUCACAGAAUGGGUAUUACAGCACAAUGAUGAUCCGUCAGCUGAUUGCACUUUGUGAAAUCACCCGUCACGUGACUGAUAUUUGGGAAACUGUUCUGAGCUUUCAUGCUUGAGGAGAAUCACAACAUCAGUUUUCCCAGUAGUCAUCAAUCAAUCAACUUAAUUAUAUGGAAGAGAGUAGAAAACUGUUUUAAUCCACUUUAAAAUGAAGGACAUGAUUUGGGUUUCAUUACAUCUGCAUUGUUAAGAAAAAAAAAAGUUCGCUGUAUACAUAGUUCACUGCACUAGUUUCUCCCUUUUGCACUUUUUGGGGCUUUACAUGACACAUUUUAGUGACAUAAGUGAUAGAUACAAAAGUAUGGCAUGUGCACUUUAGACAUUUAAUUCUGAGAUGCACAUUUGGCAUUCAGGGUACAGCAUAGGUUUUUGUUUCUUCCCUCUGACCCAGUUGUGCAUAGUUUUAUUUGGGUGGUGUCAGGGUCCUUGUUCCCUGCCUGUGUACUGCAGUUAAGAAAUCUGAUUGUAUUGAUAUAACUAUUCUUACGAGAGCCUUGGGAUCUCACUGUUUAGUUUGGUAUAUUUGUUACUGUUGAGGUGUUCUGGGGUUUGGAUGUUAGCGUUUGAAAAAAUAAAACUUGAACCUAAAUUAUAACUCAAGCUGUUGCAGAGGGUGAUUGUGAAGGUUUUGUUUUUGUUCUGUUGCUUGUUCUUACCUUUCCAAAGGUGAGGUUGAUUCUAACGGUACAUUUGGCCUGAUUAUUUGUCUAUUUCUAAAAUACAAAUUUGAUUUGGAGACAU